Mauremys reevesii (Reeves's turtle) is the source of this 2238-nucleotide messenger RNA. RefSeq names its product butyrophilin subfamily 1 member A1-like. Gene Ontology annotation, molecular function: signaling receptor binding. The transcript is spliced from 8 exons. Gene Ontology annotation, biological process: T cell receptor signaling pathway; regulation of cytokine production. NCBI's taxonomy places the organism in Eukaryota, Metazoa, Chordata, Testudines, Geoemydidae. Gene Ontology annotation, cellular component: external side of plasma membrane. Bases 266 to 1738 code for a protein of 490 amino acids. The record is from RefSeq and is a predicted model, not a curated record.
GACACAGGUGUGAGGUAACAGGGCACAUGUCUACAGGCAGAAACACAGGCAGUUAGGGGGCUGCUACUGCAAAAAAUUAGGCUCCAAAUCAAGUGAGUUUAGGUUUUUGCUACUGGUAGCAAAUUCCAAUUAGAAGCAGUUCCUGGCACAGUGACCAGCUUCAGCUGCCUGGAGCUCAGCCCCUUCCCCUCCUGGGCUGGAAUAUGCCCCUUCCCACAGACCCCAUUCCGGGAUCCCUCCUCCUCCUCCUGCUGCUUUAUGGAAUAUGGAGCAACAAUAUACAAACCCAGCUACGAUGAUGGGGAAGGUUCCCUCGUUCUCCCCCGGCUCCACAGUGAGCUCCGCUCUGCCCGGCUACGUCGCUCUCUGCCUCGCUCUACAGGUUCACAGGCUGGUGUCAGCACAGUUCACAGUGACUGGACCUGACCGUCCAAUCACUGCCUCCCUAGGGGGUGAGGCCAUCCUGCCCUGCCACCUCUCCCCCAGGAUGAGCGCUGAGAGCAUGGAGCUGAGAUGGUUCCGAUCCCAGUUCUCUGCAGUCGUGCACCUGUACCGUUAUGGGCAGGAUCAGUAUGGACAGCAGAUGCCGGAAUAUCGAGGAAGAACUGAGCUCUUGAAAGAUGACAUCACCAAUGGGAGAGUUUCCCUGAGAAUACACGAUAUCCGACCCUCCGACGAUGGACAGUAUAAGUGUUUUUUUAAAUCCAACGUGUCUUAUGAAGAAGCUUUAUUGGAACUGCAGGUGGCAGGUUUGGGCUCUGCUCCUGCCAUCUCUGUGGAGGGACAUCAGGACGGAGGGAUCCGGGUGGUGUGUCGAUCAGCCGGAUGGUACCCAAAGCCCGAGGCUCAGUGGAGAGAUCUCCAGGGGCAGCUCUUACCAUCAGCCUCUGAAAAAAUAUCCCCAGAGGCCAAUGGCCUGUUUCAAGCAGAGAUUGCCACUGUUCUAACUGAAGAGUCCAACCAGAAAGUGUCCUGCUGUGUCAGGAACCCGCGACUCAACCAGGAGAGAGAGUCAGAGAUUUCCAUAGCAGAGCUGUUUUUCCCACGAGUCAGUCCCUGGAUGGUGGCUCUGGGUGUGGUCCUGGUUCUCCUGGCUGUUCUCCUUCCCGUGGCCAGUUACUGCUUCUGGAGGCAACACAGAGCAAAAGACAAACUCCAGGCUGAGCUCAGGUGGAGACGCGCCCAGAUCUACGCAGUGGACGUGACUCUGGAUCCAGACACGGCCAAUCACUGGCUUGUCCUGUCUGAGGAUCGGAAACGUGUAAGACUCGGAGACACUCGCCAGGAUCUGCCCAACAACCCUGAGAGAUUUGAUGCUUAUCCCUGUGUCCUGGGCGCUGAGAGGUUCGCGGGCGGGAGGCGUUACUGGGAGGUGGAGGUGGGAGACAAGACUGAGUGGGACCUGGGGGUUUGUAGGGAAUCUGUGAGCAGGAAAGGGUGGAAUGGAUACUGGGCUGUGUGGCUGAGGGAUGGGGAAUACCAGGCCCUCACCUCCCCUCUGACCCCCCUCCCUGUGAGUGUCAGGCCCAACCGGGUGGGGAUUUUCCUGGACUAUGAGGCGGGUGAGGUCUCGUUUUACAAUGUGACUGACAGGUCCCAUCUCUUCACUUUCACUGACACCUUCUCCGGGAAGCUCCGCCCUUAUUUCUGUCCUGGUUACAACACUUGGGGUACAAACUCGGCUCCCCUGAUAAUCUGCCCGGUCCCAGCUCAGGCUGGAGGGAAUCUCAGUCCCUGACAGUGACCCCGUGGCACAGACUGGCUCCUCCCAGCCCUGCUGCUCUUCCAGCCCCAGUGGUGGGGGCCAGUUACUGCAGCAACUGGACUUUGUGUGCUGACCGGAUGCUGCCAGUUUCCCUUUUCAACGGGAGGUUCCAGUCGAAAACCGGACACCUGGGAACCCCCAGCCCCCACCUUUCCCAUCCCCUGCCCCAGGGGUAGCAGAUGGUGGGGGAUGGGGUCAUUCACUCCGGUCAGAAUUUUCUACCCCUGUGAAAUCUCAAUAUAAAAUAUGAAAGAAAAAAAGUUUAUUAUAGUUUAGAAAAUAUUAUUGCAACAAGGUGUAAAUACAAGAAUAUUUUAAUUUACAUUUCAACAGUAUUUUAAAAACAAGCAUAUAAAUAUAUUUGUAGAAAUGGAAUUAUUUACAUUUUUUUCAUCUUUCCUUCAAAUCUAUAGUGAAGUUUAACUUCUCUAAAUAACGUCAUUUGUAUUUCAACUGUGGAAUUUCAAGAAAUC